GCAAUACCGACAUUGGAGACUUCUCCUAAAACAGAACUGAAUAUACAGUUUGCAGACCGCCGUCCGCGGGCGAGACGAGAACGCCGGUUUCCGAUUGGCACAACAAAAUCUGCCAACUCGAUUCCACAUCCGGCGUAGUCUUCCUUCUAUUGUAGAAAUCGCAUUGCUCAGAGGCUGCACGGCGGCGUCCGUUGACUUGAGUCCGCGCUCACCCCCGCCCAUUACUUCCUGCGAUUUGUGAAUCUUCUGAAGAAUGGCAGAGGAAAUGAAUCACGCGUCGAGCUACGUGAAAUUGACUAAAGAACAAGCGCCGAUGGAGGACAUUAAUCCCGGCGAGCUUAAUCAGCCAAUAGAAGUUCCUCAGUUACAUGUUCAUAAGUGCAAUGAGUGUGGCCAGCCUUUGCCAGAAAGCUAUCAAGCCCCCGCUGAUGAACCUUGGACUACUGGGAUUUUUGACUGUGCCCAAGAUGCCGAGAGCUGUAGAACAGGCCUAUUCUGCCCAUGUGUUCUAUUCGGCCGCAAUGUUGAACAAGUGAGAGAAGAUACACCAUGGACUGGGCCGUGCAUCUGCCAUGCCAUUUUUGUCGAGGGCGGCCUCACCUUCGCUGCAGUGGUAGCUGCGCUACACGGCAUGAUUGACCCGAGGACAACUUGCCUCAUUUACGAGGGCUUGUUUUUCAGCUGGUGGAUGUGUGGAAUAUACACCGGCCUUCUACGACAGAUGGUGCAGAAGAAAUACCAUCUCAAGAACUCUCCUGGCGAUCCCUGCAUGGUUCACUGCUGCCUGCACUGGUGUGCCCUGUGCCAAGAACACCGGGAACUUAGAGGGCGACUGUCAGAUGAGGCUUUUGAGCCCAUGACCGUGGUUAAUCCUCCUCCGAUCCAAGAAAUGACUGCUGCGAAUGACGGCCAUGAUCAGGCACGGGCUUCUGCGAGUAGGGACGAGCGGGUUACUGUGGAGAUGCAAGCUUUGUAGAAGCUACUCCAUGGCAACUGAGAAAAAAGGUAGCAGUUUUCAUGUCAUUUUGUUGCAGAAUUACCUGUGGAAGUUGAGAUUUUUUACCUCAUUUAUUUGGUUUAAUCUUCAUCAAGGUUUGUAAAAAAUUUGAUGCCUGUGCAUGUGUUUAGGGAGAAAGAAUAUCACAUCUUUUUACUGCUA
Molecule: messenger RNA, 1159 nt
Organism: Andrographis paniculata
Lineage: Eukaryota; Viridiplantae; Streptophyta; Magnoliopsida; Lamiales; Acanthaceae
Product: cell number regulator 6-like
Exons: 5
Coding region: 254-976 (240 amino acids)
Source: RefSeq, a predicted model, not a curated record